Aedes albopictus (Asian tiger mosquito) is the source of this 2841-nucleotide messenger RNA. RefSeq lists its product as uncharacterized. Gene Ontology annotation, biological process: DNA integration. The record is from RefSeq and is a predicted model, not a curated record. Gene Ontology annotation, molecular function: nucleic acid binding. Bases 1 to 2841 code for a protein of 946 amino acids. NCBI's taxonomy places the organism in Eukaryota, Metazoa, Arthropoda, Insecta, Diptera, Culicidae. The transcript has a single exon.
AUGUUCCGGCAGAUUUGGGUCCACCCAGAUGACCGCAAAUUCCAGCAAAUUCUUUGGCGUGGCAGUCCAUCGGAACCGAUCCGCACGUACCAACUAAAAACCGUCACCUACGGUCUUGCAAGCUCACCAUUCCAUGCUGCUCGUGUUUUGAAUCAGCUAGCCGACGACGAAGGACAACGAUUCCCGCUGGCCGUGCCAGUGGUAUUGAAAGGCACCUACGUAGACGACGUGAUUACUGGAGAUGACGACCAUGAUAAAAUGGCUGAGACUUGCAAGCAGUUGAGCGAAAUGAUGAAGUGCGGUGGCUUCGUGCUUCGAAAGUGGGCUUCGAACUACAAAACAGUUCUGCGUCAUGUUCCAGAAGAACUGUGGGAGACAUCGGCAGAGCUAGAGCUCGAUCGUUCGCAAGCCGUCAAAACCUUGGGGUUGUUGUGGUGCCCCCAGCGGGACGUAUUCAAGUUCAAGGUCCCUGCGCUACCAGAUUUGCCUGCCGUGACAACGCGGAUUGUCGUCUCCGAGAUGUCCCAACUGUUCGACCCACUCGGACUUCUUGGACCCGUGGUCGUGAACGCAAAGAUGUUCAUCCAAACUCUCUGGGCAGCAGACCUGUCGUGGGAUUCUGAGCUUGGAGAAGAUUCAGCAGCAUGGUGGAGAAAGUACCGUGCUGACAUCGAACGGCUUCACCAUCUGGAAGUUCCGAGAAGAGUUCUCUGGAACACUCAAAGCCAAUACUUCAUCCACUGCUUCUGCGACGCCUCGCAGAAGGGUUACGGAUGCUGCGUCUACAUCGUCUCAUCGGACGAGCUUGGGCAGCUCCACUCGCAUCUCCUAACAUCGAAGUCUCGUGUUGCACCACUUCGUGGACAGUCGAUUCCACGGCUGGAGCUCUGCGCAGCACUCCUCGGGAGUCAGUUGGUGCACAACCUACUGACAAACACCAACUUGUCUGCACCAGUCACGUUUUGGACCGACUCAGCCGUCGCACUUCACUGGAUCAAAUCCAGAUCGAAUACCUGGAAAGUUUUCGUAUCCAAUCGGGUCGCAGAGAUCCAACGCCUGACGAAAGAUGCACCAUGGAUGCAUGUACCGACCGAUCUAAACCCUGCCGACCAUAUCUCCCGAGGAAUGCUUCCAAGCCAGAUCCUACACGACAAGCUGUGGUGGCAUGGUCCAGCGUUCCUUACCUCCCCCGUCGACCAGUGGCCGGAGUGUGCGGUUUCGAUGCCGACCAAGUCGGAAAUUGAAGAAGAAAUGCGUCCAUUGGUAUCCCUCCCGCUGGUAGACGAAAACGUUAACAUUUUCAGCGAGUUUUCCGAGUUAGCCAAGCUAACGCGAUUCGUUGCGUACUGCUACCGUUUCCGAAACAACUGCAAAGUUCCAAAGAACCAACGCAUUCUGUCCUCGCUGUCGCCGGAAGAAGUAGACUUUGCGCUGAAGUCGAUGGUACGCCUUGCCCAGAGCCAGGAAUUCCCAACGGAAGUUCGCCUGUACCACCGUAAAAAGACGGACAAGGCCGUCAGCAUAUCAUCGAAAUCGCCACUCAAGAAUCUGAACCUUUUUUUGGACGAGUUCGGACUUCUUCGGAUUGACGGACGGUUGAAGAAUCUCAACGCUCCGUUCGAUACCCGUCAUCCGAUCCUGUUGCCAGGCAACCACCAACUGAGCUGGAUGAUCGCCAGGUCCGUUCAUCUGCAGACGCUUCACGGUGGCCCGUCGCUACUGCUCGCCACAAUGCGUCAACGUUUCUGGCCACUUCGGGGGAGGGAUUUGGCUCGUAAGGUCGUUCGCCAAUGCGUUACGUGCUUCCGAUGCAACCCAACACCUGCAAGUCAGAUCAUGGCACCUCUACCAUCAGUUCGCCUCAGACCUGCCCGAGCCUUCGCGUAUUCCGGGAUGGAUUACUGUGGGCCGUUUUUCGUUCGUCCGCUGAUUGGGAGAGGUGCGUCGGUUAAAGUCUACGUCGCGUUAUUCGUAUGCUUGGUGGUGAAGGCCGUACACCUUGAAGUCGUGCCGGAUCUGUCGUCCGUCGCGUGCAUCGCCGCCGUCAAGCGCUUUGUUGCCCGUCGCGGUCGCGUCCUCGAGUUGCAUUGCGACAACGCGACUACUUUCGUCGGGGCCGAUCGCGAGCUGCGGAAUCUGCGCAAGGAGUUCCAGCAGCAAUUCCAAUCCCAGGAAUGGGCCAACUACUGCUCCGGAAAUGGGAUCACUUUCCGUUUCAUACCUGCUCGUUCUCCACACUUCGGAGGCAUAUGGGAAGCCGGAGUAAAAUCAUUUAAGUACCACUUUCGUCGGAUUAUGGGACAGAAGGCUUUUUCCAUGGACCAGCUCCUAACCGUCGUGGCACAGAUCGAAUCUGUCCUAAACUCCCGUCCCCUCGUUCCCAUUUCCGAUUCCCCCGACGACCUUUCCGCCAUAACUCCAGGACACUUCCUGAUUGGAGAGCCUCUCGUCUCCAUUCCCGAACCCGAUCUACUUCAGCUGUCGCCUAAUCGCGUCACCCGUUUGCAGGACAUGCAACGCUCGGUCCAGGAUCUGUGGCGCUGCUGGUCACGGGACUACAUCAGCCAGCUACAUCAACGAAGCAAGUGGAGGCGGCCAUCCGUAGACGUCCGGAAGGGGCAGCUAGUACUGCUGAAGGAAGACAACUACCCCCCGCUGCAGUGGCCACUCGGACGCAUCGUCGAGACCAUCACCGGUUCGGACGGGCGGGUUCGUGUUGUCGUAGUGAGAACGGCGGCAGGCGACUACAAGCGAGCCAUCACAAAGGUCGCGGUGCUCCCCAUCGAUUCCGGAGACGAGGACACGUCGCAAACACCGUCUACAAGCAUGUUGGAUGGUUGA